CAGGUACACAGGAUACUGAGGUUGGCUGAGAGACAGAGAGGGCAACAGACAACUGGUUGCUCAUUGACACUCAAGCUUUCAAGGAGGGCAACGGACAGCCUGCCCUAUGUGUGGCUCCUCUCAAGGCUUCACAGCCUCCUCCUCUCAGUGCACCACAGCCAUGUUAACCUCAGAGAGGUCACCGCAAAGCGCAGGGGUCGUCAUCGCCGCAACGAUGCCAGAGACACAGGACGUAGAUAUGACGUCAUGGAGCGAGGCAGACUUUGAGGAGAAGUGCACUUAUAUUGUGAAGGACCAACCUCUGGAACAGGAGUCCGAAAACCCCGGGAGGACACGAGCUGAGAGAUCCUUACCCAGAAACCUGGCCCUGAAACGCUGCCACAGCUCAGCAGAGGUGCUCGGGGUGACCAGUAAGGAGAUGAUUCCUAAGGGGACACGUUUUGGCCCUCUGGUGGGAGAGAGCUACACCAAGGAAAUACUGCUGACAGGCGCCGACAGGAAGUACUUCUGGAGGGUCUUCUCGGAGGGGCACUUGCGCCACAUCCUUGAUGGUUUGAACGAGCAGCGCAGCAACUGGAUGCGCUACGUCAACCCAGCCUGCUCAGUGGAGGAGCAGAACCUGGUCGCGUGCCAGAGCGGUUUGGACAUCUACUUCUACACCAUCAAACCACUUCAGCCGGGCCAGGAGCUACUGGUGUGGUACUGCCCUGAAUUCGCCCAGCGCUGUAACUACCCUCCUCUGGGCCAACUGGCUAUUGACAGUGUUGAGCAGAGUCAAGCCCAGGAGAAAACAACAGCGAAACGAGGACACAGCGUCUCAGAAAUUCUUCAAGAUGAGCCCUCCAGAUCCCCGACUGCCUGCCCCAGACGUCUGUUCAGCCCCUUAUCUCAGGCUAACCUCUCAGCAGUUUUUCCCUCGUGUCCUCGUGUUGUCUACCCAAUCCAGCCCGACUCAGACUCUAUCCACGGCCAUAGAUAUGCGCCUCUGCCAUCCCUGCCAUCCUGCGGCCCUCCGGCUGCCAAAAGGCCAGCUCUAAGUCGUCCUGUUCCCUCUGUUUUGCACUUCAGCUUUGAGCACAGUCAAGGCCCUGUUACAGCCAAACCUUACCAGGAGCCCUCUGUGCCUGAUCGUGUUCACCCUGCUCUGAGGCGCAGUCCCUAUUAUCUGCCUCACUACUCGCCCGGCCUUAACAGCAUUCUACCUCAUUCAUACCCUUUCUACAGUGAUCGACUGAAACCUCACGUAACACUCUCAUCUCAUUUACUGCCUUUUGACAGCUAUGCACACCUACUCCAUCCUCUAGUCAACGGACACAAAGACUUGACACUUGCACUAUCCAGUACCAAACAAGACCUCAUUCUUUCACCAAUCAGUGAACACCAAGACAACAAGGACCUCAUAUCCAACAGGACUAACUACCUCAGGAUCCCCUCAGAUGACCUCAGAGAUUUCAAAUACUCCCCUCCCAGCAACGUCCACGCAGACCUCACUAUACCCGCCACAUCCAGUGCCUCAUCCAUGGUCACCUCACCCCGUGGAGCAUUGCCCUCUCUUGCACCCGGAGGAUGCUCACCACCGGUAGGCAUGGCUGCCUGCUCAGAUUUCCUCCCUUCCAAACCCACCUCUGCCACACAGGGUAAUACUGAGGACGCGAUUGACCUCAGGAAGACCAAACAAGGAGGGCAGAUCAUUGGCUACAAGACUCUGUCUUACCCUCUCACCAGGCAGAAUGGAAAGAUCCGCUAUGAGUGCAACGUCUGUGGAAAGGUCUUUGGGCAGCUGUCCAACCUCAAGGUCCAUCUGCGAGUACACAGUGGAGAGCGUCCCUUCAGGUGUCAGACCUGCAACAAGAACUUCACUCAGCUGGCUCACCUGCAGAAACACUACCUGGUUCACACGGGAGAGAAACCACAUGAGUGCAAGGUGUGCCAUAAACGAUUCAGUAGCACAAGCAACUUGAAGACCCACCAGAGGCUACACUCGGGUGAGAGGCCUUAUCAGUGCAAGCUCUGCCCGGCCCGCUUCACUCAGUAUGUCCACCUCAAGCUGCACAAACGCCUCCACAGCGGGGAACGGCCUUAUCGGUGUCCCCGCUGCCCCUGUGCCUAUCUCCACUACUGCAGCCUCCAGGUGCACCUCCAAGGCUUCUGCCCCCUCUCCCCCUCUGCCUCCCACAGACACUCGCCGGAGGAGCUACACCGAGUCAACUCCGAGCUCGAGAGGUUUGACGUGAGCGAGGCCGCUGAGCGGCUUGAGGCCAUGGCUGCAGAGGCCGAGAUGGACAAGGGGAAUGUCACUGACCUAAUACAGAAGAUGGGGACUCACACCUCGGGCCACCAGGAUGGCACCGGAGGGGAGACUGAGCUGAGCGUUUGCAAAUCAGCAAAGGAGUGCUCUGGUGUUCAGCUGCGUCAUGGCAGCCCUCUACCUCUGCAUGCAACCAGCAUCAAGCUGGAGUCAAGCUGCAUAUCAGAGCCCUAAGACGGCCUUGCUAAUCCAGCCAUAUAAUCCUUACAGGUCAACUCAGCAGCUGUCUGUUACUGCCCUAUUUGAAGUGAAGCCUUAUCUCAAUCAUGGCUUGCCUAGCCUAUACUCUACAGAGACUAUAGCCUGUGAAGAAUCAAAACUUUACCAGCAUGGCCCGUGACCUGUGACUUGAUUGAUUUAAUGUGUGUUAAUCUUUCCUAAUUUAUUCUGUUGCUAAUAUGAAUCUAAACUGUAUAAAAACACAGAUUUGUGACAUUUUUUAUAAUUUGUUUUGUAUCUCUAGAACAUCUUCAUGGAACAACUAAACAUGUGAUUUAUGCAUAAACGAAAUGUGUUUUUAUAUGUGGUCUCACUGUGUGAAGACUUAGUGUUUCUGUUUCUGUAUGUGUGCGUAUUUAUGUUUACCAAUUAAAGUGAC
Molecule: messenger RNA, 2906 nt
Organism: Seriola dumerili (greater amberjack)
Lineage: Eukaryota; Metazoa; Chordata; Actinopteri; Carangiformes; Carangidae
Gene: prdm1c
Product: PR domain zinc finger protein 1-like
Exons: 7
Coding region: 107-2482 (791 amino acids)
Biological process (GO): regulation of transcription by RNA polymerase II; cell fate commitment
Cellular component (GO): cytoplasm; nucleus
Molecular function (GO): histone deacetylase binding; DNA-binding transcription repressor activity, RNA polymerase II-specific; RNA polymerase II cis-regulatory region sequence-specific DNA binding
Source: RefSeq, a predicted model, not a curated record